UUGUGUAUAUGUGUGUGUGUGUUGUGUUGUGUUGCAGUGCUAGCCAGGAAUAUAAAGCUAAUGAGCACUUGCAAUCAGUAUUGCUUAUUUUUUUCUCCCCUAUUUCCUUUUCCGUGAGUCGUCUCUGGUGUUUUUUUUUUACACACGAUCCCGCCCACCACCUCUGUAAAAGGGGGGGGGGGACACAAUGUGGGAGGGAACAUGGCGAGGGAGGGCGAAGUUACACGCGCGUUCAUUGAUAUGCAAAUUUUAGGCUUUCCUUUCACGCUUCUUGCCCUCCUACCCGUAGCCCUCGUGCUCCACAGGGCGCCCCCCUCGACCACCCCCUUUUAGAUCUUUUUUUUUUGUGUGCGUUGUCUUUAGACUAUCUCUCAUACUCGUUUGUUGUUUUUCUAUUUCGCCCCGGAUCCUACAUUUGGACAGUCUGUGAGGAAACAGUAACUUCUAGUUGUUUCGUUUAUUAAAUUCAAAUUUGACUUUCACGUCGGAGGCUUACUUUUAUAUACAGUCAUAUAUAUAGGAGAUAGGAUUCAUUGAGAACGCAAGUACAGGUCUCAAUUACCGCCCUUAGUUUACAGGUGUGAAAGAGUUAUCCCCCCCCCACACACACACACACAAUUGCUCUGCAUUCUAAAAAAAAGAAAGUGUCAUAUCAGAAUGCUAAUUAUUCAUUCGCAUAUCUAGGAGAUCGCAGUGAACUAAAAAAAUUGUGACAUGCGCUUUAAAUGUUCAGAUUGAUUUCUUAAACUGAUUAGUCCUCGUUUGGACAAAGUUAUAGAUCUGUAAAUGUAGUCUGAAGUAUUUGUUUUAACUAGGAAGGAUACACAUGUCAAACUGUUAUUGGCUCUCAUUUCAACUAUUACAUGAAUGUUGGCGGUUAAAAUGAACCGGACUCACCUUAACACUUUACCAGAUGAUUCAUUGGAUUGGAGAAAUGGAUGAUAACGCUAUCUUCUUAUAUGUGAAAGAUUGUCUUAUGAUGCUUGAUUGAGAAUCCAUAAAGUUGAUCGCAUACACAUUUCAAACAUAGUGCUUGUUGGCUGACGUCAUUGAGUAUGUCCAGGACCAGAAUUAGGUCACGUCAUGACGUACACUGCGUCACGAGAACGACAUGAGGUGCCGGAGUACGAGCUUAGUUCUACAACUUAGUACGCUGUUUCUACUAGUUGGCCUGACCCGGGCUUUUUACGGACUAACUGCACGUGAGACGUACCUGACCUUGAACCCAAACUACCAAGAGAGGAUGAGCGACAUUAAGAAGAUCACCCACGAGGACUACUGCAACAGUCUUGGGCUGCACCGGAAGCAGAAGCGAGUUUGUCGAAAGGGAAAAGGAGUGGCGGAGAUGCUGGUGAGGGCGACACGGCUGGCUGCUCUGGAGUGCCAGCAUCAGUUCCAGCAGGAGAGGUGGAAUUGCUCUUUGGGAAGCUACAGGAAAAAUUUACUAGAAAAAGGCUUUAAAGAAACAGCCUUCUUGUUCGCUAUCUCUUCGGCGGGGCUGGUCCACGAGGUGUCAAGGUCGUGCGCCCAGGGGAUCUUGGACCGGUGCACGUGCGACGAGACGGAGCACCUGGAGAACAGGGAGACGUGGCUGUGGGGCGGCUGCGGGGACAACAUCAAGUUUGGGUUAAAGUUCACCCGCAAGUUCCUUCGGAGGUUCAGCAACAACGACAAGGACAUCCGCGCCAAAGUGGACGAUCAUAACACAGAGGCGGGCAUAAAGACUGUCAAAGAUCUGGUCAACACAACAUGCAAGUGUCACGGGGUCUCUGGAUCUUGCACAGUCAAGACUUGUUGGCUGAGACUGUCUCCAUUCAAGACAGUUGGCAAUGUCCUAAAAGCCAAAUACGAGAGGUCAGCUAAGGUUAUUCACGUGACCAACCAAGCCACCGGAGUGGCCUUGUUAAAGAAACAGCUACAGAGCUUUCCUGAAGAAGCAGCCGUUCUGCCUGUUCCGUCCAAGCAGUCUCACCUAGGAGAUAACAUCGCCAACGACACUGCGCCGCUCAGGAAGUCCGACUUGACCUACAUCGAAGACUCCCCCAGCUUCUGCAGGGAGACCCGAUACUCCCCGGGGACUGUCGGGCGAUCCUGCAUCAAGGGGGAGAACUGUGAUAGCAUUUGCUGCGGGCGAGGUCACAACGUCCAGAAGAAGAAGUUCAAACGUGCUUGCAGAUGCGAGGUCAUCUGGUGCUGCGUGGUCAAGUGCAAAGAAUGUCCAGACGAACAAGAGCUGUACCUUUGUAAAUAACUCCUGAUUCUAAGCAAUAUCCUCGUCCAACUUAAACUCAUAACCUCGUCUUAAAACAUCGAAACAUGAUUUCAGUUCUCAAGUGCAACACUGGAUGUAAAGAAUGGUGAUCAAAAAAUUCUAAACGCAAUAGAAAAAUUAUCUCAAAAUGUUUCAAAUCUUUAAAAUAAUGAUCAUUGCUUGAAGUUUGAAUCUACAAAAGGCUAAAGUCUUGUCAGAACAAGUCAUAACAGGAUAAUUGUUUAACAAUUCUAUUCGAUUUCCAUAACGCAAAUUAUGUUCAUUUUUUUGUGGCCUGGUAAUUGAGAUUUUUCAAGUCAUUGCAUUAGAACUGUCAGAAAAAAAAUAUGUGGCAACACUUAUAGCAGGAACAAAAUGACAAGAUAUUAUUCUACCGCGACGUUGGAUGUCUGCAUGAGAAAAUAACAUUGUCCUGCAAGAAUAUUAAGAUUAUAAACGCUUUGUACAAAUACUCCUUCUUCCCUAGUGCUAUUAGAGCAUGUAAUGUGCUGCCUGAGUCAGCCAGGAAAACCAAUAACUUGGCAGACUUUAAGUGAUUAACAUUCAUGAUUAGAUUGAACUAGGGAUACGCAUAGGACGUAAUCAUCACGAUUCUUUAUGAAGUAACGUCUGUAUCUUUUAUGGAGGCACUGUGGCUGAGCGGUAAAGUGCUUGGCUUCCAAAAAGGGAUCCUGGGUUCGAAUCCUGGAGAAUAACGUUAUUUUUAACUUCGGAAUCUUUGGGCGCCUCUGAGUCCAGCCAGCUCCAAUGGGAACCUGACAUUAAUAAGGGCGUAAAGUUAACCAUAGGCCAGCCACAAAAACAGACUAGCUUUACAUAAUCUGCCCCAUAGAUCACAAGGUGAAAGGGGAACUUUACUUUAACGUCUGUAUUUUAUAAGAUAAGAUAAGAUUCAGAGAUACAAGACAAUGUAAUUGUUGUCGAAUUCAAUACAGCGGAAUUUGUAUGGGGUGUGUGGCUGAGAGGCUGAAACGGCUGGCUUAGAUAUUUAACAAGGUGGCUUGAGUUCAAAUCCCGACUCGAGCAGAGUAGUGUUUGCUGAUCGACUUAAGGGAGCACGGAAACCUUCUCCCAGAUACACCUGCCCCCAACUUGUCUACAAAGUGGGAUACGCCUAUGAUAAUCAUUGUGUAUGGGGGUAAAAUACUGGUGCUCUUUUUUUUUUCAUCUGUAAAUAGACAAUUAAAAAAAAAUGGAUGCAGUAAUUAUUUAAAGCUUCAAGCAUGGUACAAAAUAUCUUUUAGUGAUAUAAAUGGUCAUAGUUCGCUGUCGUUGAAUUCUGUCAGAGUGACAAUAGAUGCGCUUCACAUGAGUUGAGCAGAAACAUUCGUUGUUUUAUUACAUUGAAGUUUUUUUCUCCUCCAGUGUAUGUACACCUUUUCUAGACAGUACCUCAGACCAGAGGCGUAGUGUGUAAAAUGUGCACCAGUGGCGAGGUAAUUUAUUGGAGCUUUCCUCCUCCAUUUACCAUGAACAUAUAUAGGCGCCUCUAUGAGGGUAGCACAGGGGGGCAUCGUGCCCCCUUGCCCCCCCCCCUUCACUACGCCUCUGCCUCAGAACUUCAUUUAAAUUUCAACGUUCAGCUGAUGGCUUCCUAGCUGUUUGUUACCAGCUUCGCAAUGCCGUUUUGAUAGUUCCAAUUUCUACCCCAAUAUCUCGACUUUUCAUUCAUUUCCUAGUAAAAAAAUUAAUUAAUUAAAAAACUUUUGGAUAUUUCAAAUCCUUUAUUCUGCAGUAACUCUACCAAUUAUAAAACUAUUAAAUAACUGGUGUGCUUGAAAGCACGAGAAUAAGUUCGAAUGGUAUACAGGAGAUGGCUAAAAAUUCGAAUUAUAGUCGGAGAUUGUAUGUAGGACUAUUUUCUAAGGCGUAGGCUGGUAGGAAAAUAAGUGAUACUGGUAAUUGAAUUCACGAGCAAAAAGUAUGUGUUUCGGAAGGGUAGCGUUAUUAACUCUUUCUCUCCUAAUUAACGAUACCAUCGUUGAUUUGACCCAAUUUAAUUAAAUUAAUUUGUGGUGUUAGGAAGUAGAACUUGUCUUAUAUAAAAAGAGCAUGCAUUCUCUUAAAAUUCUAUACCAAAAGUAACGUUUUCUGAUUACAAACAAAAAUGUUAUUGAAGUUUAAUCAUAACAGGGUAGAAUGUUCAAAGGUGAAAAAUGAACAACUCUGUCAGAAAGUCAAAAAAUAAUUACGCAGAUAAAAAGUUAAGCAGACCUUGGCAAUUUGAUGUAACAAAUAAAAAAAUUCAAUUUUUUAAUAGGCGGUGGGGUGGGGGCAUGGAGAAAAAAAGGGGGGGGGGAGAGAAACGUGUUAUAGGAGUUCACAGAACAGAAGUGAGUGUGUCUGGGAGGGCGUUUUAACUCGGGCCGUUCUAAUUAAACGUAACAUAUACUAGAAUACCUUGUCCGAAAUUGAGGUUGUUUGAAAUGCUGGAAGUUUUUCUAUUUAAAUGUACACAAAAAUAAGGUUGGGGUACGGCCGAAAUACUAUGUGAGUAUAACGAUUUGCUGGAUGUACUAAUAAGAAAAGGGCCAAGGCGAAAUAAGAUCCCAUAGCGUCUUUCAAAUACUUCGAAUAAGAACUGAAAUUUCCGAAGAGUAGUCAAACAAGAUUUAGUGCUAAGGCUGAGAGUUGGAGGAGGGAGGGGGUAGGAAAGAAGUCGCUCUCCAAAUUAUUGGGUUGGUCCAAUUCAACGUUAUAGAUACUAAAAUGCACUGGUCAAAGGGAUGUAUGUGGCAGCGUUGACCUUAAUAUCAUUACUAGCCUGACAUUUUCCGCGGCCUGCGGGCCUUAGUUUGUGUUUACUAAUCUAGUGGAUUGGAUUUAGAUGUAUGUUAAACUUAGCUAAUGAUCCUUUCAAGUUUUUCUCUUUCGCUACGAAAAUAAAAUUAGUUUUGCGAAAAUGGGUUUACUCGAAGCCGAUACAUUCAUCUCUAUUAAAAACGAAAGGAGCGAUAGAUGAAUAGGAUAUAAAGUACAAUUAAAACGGGAUUAACCCGAAUGAAAGGGAUUAUAAAUUAAGUCAGGACGUCUGAAUUCGCAGAUAUAAGGAACGAAUUUAUGUAAAAAUGCUUUUGAAACACAAACUUGAAGGCUAAUUUUAUGACGUAAUGAAAUCAAUAGACUAUCUUUUGUUUUUUCAUGUGUCAAAGUCAAAAACUAUCUGCGCAAAGUGUAGUUCUUAAAAUUAGAUCUAGACCCUUUCGAUCUUUUCUCAUGUAAAUAUGGUCUAGAUCGAUGAAGUUAUGAAUGCUUUCAUAGAGAUGGUCAACUUUUUUUUUGUUUGAGGGUCUUAAGUUUGUUUUAGGGCUACAAUACAUACACUACGGUCUAAGUUAGCACCCAAGGAACAUUUCUGCCAAGUUUUAUCAAGAUUGGUCAAACGGUUUUGAUUUCUAUUCGUAACAUACAUACAUACAUAGGCCUUACUUAAACGGGUGUGGUCAAUUGCGAAAUAAGCAAUAUAUUGCGUGGGAACCAAUCAAUCGGUGUAGCCGGUUGGCAAUGCUAGUAUAUAUAAUAUGUUCCUAUGUCUGGUCCUUUAAAGAAGUGCACUAAAUAACUAUUGUUUAAUAUUUAUUUUAAUGUAUGAAUAUAUGACAAAUUUAGAUGCAAGCUUAAGUGCCUUAUCUCAUGAUCUUCACACUGUAAUGUGUAAUUUAAUCAAAGUGUGACUGACCUCUUUUUAUGUAAGUAAAUUUUCUUGUUAUAGUAAAAAUGAAACAAGUUUUUUUAAGAUCUAAAUGAAAUAUUUUCGGCCUAAUUUUCGUGGUGCAACUGUUGUUACACCAGAACUAUCAAGUCACAUUUUUAAGCAUUUGUUUCACGUGAUAAUGUUUAUAAUAUCGACCCUGGGAUAUUUAGUGAGGAGUCCCUUAGAUUUGAGAUCUGUCCAUUAAAUUAUUUAUUGUAUGUAUAGUAAGUUGAUGCUAUACCUGUACAUACAAUGCAUUGACUGGCAUGGCGUUAUAUUAAAUUAAGAAUGUAAAUAAUAGAUAUGCUUGAUAUUAUCAUUUGUCUUGUAGUUUAUAAUGAAACUUAAAAAAAAAAAAGAUGUGUUAGGCUUCGUGCCAUGUUUUGAAUUUCUACUAGCUUUUGCAUUUUGACAUAUUUAGAAAAUAUAUACAAUGUCUCUAGUUAUAAUACUGAAGUAGCUCUUUUGUAUGUCAUGUUUUGUUUAUUUAUUAAACUCCUGUAAGCAUUUCUGUAACAUGUGACAAUAAAAGAUUACCUUCAUUUCUGACCAUAACAUUCGAACUUUACAAAUUACCAUAACAUGUGAUCCACAUUUACGACCGUCUCAUUUGAGCGUAAUUUCCAUUUCUCUUUCUGACAUCUGACAUUAGCAUCUUCACAACUGACCAUAUCAUCUUAUCCUCGCUUUGAAUGUAUCAUCUUAUCCUGACAUCUUAUGACACGUGUCAUAACAUCUGACUAUAUUGUCAUAUCCCUUAUUCUGACAAUAGCUUCUUAUCUUCAUGUAUGACCAUAUCACCCCAUCUCUAAGUAUGUCAAUAUCACACAACCUUGACGUAUCACCCCAUCUCUUAAGUAUCACAUAUCACCAAAUCUUCAAGACAUCUUAUCAUUUCACAUGGCAUAACAUCUGACUAUAUCAUCAUAUCCCCAAAUCUGACCAUAUCAUCUUAUUAUGACCAUAUCAUCCAAUCAUCAACAAUGACCAUAUCACUCUACUCUCAAAUCUGGCCAUAUGCCCUGUACAAAUCUGUACAUUUAUUUAUCAUAUAUUUUACUCUUUUUUUUUUCAAAAUUUCUUACUUAAUAAUAAUGUUACUUGAAAAGAAAAAAAAAAACAGAGUUCCCUCCGCAUUGCUGUCUGUUAGUCUACAUACAUUGUAUAUUGAUGACUGCUUACCUCAUUGCUAUACCCUAUAUUUAUGCAAAGUCUUUUUGUGUCUUAUUUAUUAUUUAUUUAUUUAUGUUUUUUUUUUUUCUUUUUUAGUAUAUAGCACGUUGAAACAGGAAGCCUUUGAUUUUACACAAUUAUAUUUCAUGUAUGUGCAGAUCUUUGAUAUAAUGUCAUAUAACUUAUAGAAUUUGCUUUUCUCUUUUACGUUUUGAUGACGGAGUAAUUUCCCCUGUAAGCAAUUUACAAUUCUGAAAGGAGGAGAUUUUUAUUCAUAAAUAUGUGACCUUUCUAAAUUAUGAUUUUAUCUGUUUAUAUACUUUCAGUUUUCAUACCCUCAUGUACUAAUAGCAGAUAGUAUAUAUCAUUUAAUACAUUUGAGAUUUAAAAAUGUCAAGGUACCUUUAUUAUCGUCUAAAAGUUGGCUGUAGAUGUACAUUAGAAUAAUGAUGACAUAUAUUUUAUAAUAAAAAUUAAAUGAAAUUUCCAAAAAUUUACAUCGUAAAUGAUUAAUAACCGUCAAAAAACAAAAUAAUGCAUUGAACAAGAAAGAGUUACUCAGAAUGUUGAUCGGUCUAUGUGUACACAUAAAAAUAGAAGAUUUCAUAACAAAAAAAAAUUCAAUUUCUAUAAUUUCUAUAUUGUAACAGUUUUCUGUAAUAGACAUUUUAAAUUCAGUUUUCGGAGGUGAUAGAAUUUACAAUAAGAUUUUUGCUCCGUAUUUUGUUUUCAAUUGGCCCUCGAUUCAUACAUGAUACAGCCCUUUGAUAAGUUAAAAAAAAAAGAAAAAAAAGUACGUUCUGGUAUUUAUACGUGGUAUGUAAAAUGUUUAUCAGUAAUGUUGUAAAACCAGACUUUCAAUUUUCGAUAUAUUUACUUAAGAAAGAAACAACACUUUAGGAUUACUCUUUAGACACAUACUCCUCUCUUCACAUUCUCUUCAUCAUCUAGCUUUAGUCUCCUUUAGGAUUACUCUUAAGACACAUACUCCUCUCUUCACAUUCUCUUCAUCAUCUAGCUCUAGUCUCCUUUAGGAUUACUCUUUAGACACAUGCCCCCAUAUUCACGAUCACGUCACGGCAUUAUAUUUGCACGUGAAGUUUUUGUUUUAUUUUGGCUAGUUAAAAUAUGUUUUUCAUUUUCAAAGUUCUACAACUUCUACAACGAAGUCAUGUCUAUUAGUCACUUUUCUUUUGUUAAGCCUUGUGUAGAAACUUUAGUUCUGUAUAUUUAUGUGUGUGUGCUUGCGUGUGUUGAGUACUUAGUGUAUCUAGAAAUCAUGUACAUAAAAAUAAAUUCUGAAAUACUA
Biomphalaria glabrata is the source of this 8448-nucleotide messenger RNA. RefSeq names its product protein Wnt-9a-like. Lineage: Eukaryota; Metazoa; Mollusca; Gastropoda; Planorbidae. Gene Ontology annotation, cellular component: extracellular region. Gene Ontology annotation, biological process: neuron differentiation; multicellular organism development; cell fate commitment. The transcript is spliced from 5 exons. Gene Ontology annotation, molecular function: frizzled binding; cytokine activity. Bases 1112 to 2251 code for a protein of 379 amino acids. The record is from RefSeq and is a predicted model, not a curated record.